Messenger RNA from Caenorhabditis briggsae, 117 nucleotides. The transcript has 2 exons. Lineage: Eukaryota; Metazoa; Nematoda; Chromadorea; Rhabditida; Rhabditidae. The coding region runs from base 1 to 117 and encodes 38 amino acids. The record is from RefSeq and is a predicted model, not a curated record.
AUGAUGGGUGAAGAAAUACUAACGGAACGAAAUCAACUAUCCCGACAAGAUGCGUCGUGCUUCAGAAGCCCUCGAAGUCCUCUUGGACGGUUAAAGCGGAGAGGUAGUAUGGAAUAA